This is a messenger RNA of Ipomoea nil (Japanese morning glory), 2056 nucleotides long. RefSeq names its product WEB family protein At2g38370-like. The record is from RefSeq and is a predicted model, not a curated record. The transcript is spliced from 2 exons. Bases 261 to 1937 code for a protein of 558 amino acids. Lineage: Eukaryota; Viridiplantae; Streptophyta; Magnoliopsida; Solanales; Convolvulaceae.
UUGCAAUUUUGCCAACCUUUUUACAGUGGCAGUAUGAAUAAUCACGUAACGUUACAAACCAUACUUCCCCCACCGGACAAGAACCUCUUCACCUACCGACCGACCGACCAACAUAGUACAACGUUACACUUUUCCACUUCACUGCUUCUGUGCUUCCAAAUUCCAAUCCUGCCCACUACCCCAUUUCCAUUUUCUUUCUUCUCUUUACUUUUUCUCACCUCCAUUGUUAUCUUCUUGCCACUGUUUGGGGUUUAUUUGUAAUGGAUCCGCAGAACGGCGAGGUUGUGUUUGGGGCAUCUGUUCCCGGAGAGACCCAUGGAGCAAGACUUGAUUCGGGUCCGGAGAUGGGAGCCACCGGAGACCCGAAUUCGGAGGUUUCUAGGGCGGAGAUCGACACUUCGGUUCCGUUUGAGUCGGUGAAAGAGGCGGCCUCUCGGUUCGGUGGCAUAGGUUUCUGGAGGCCCACCGCCCACAACCCGUCCGGCCGUGAUUCCCAGGUUGACAUAGCAAAAGUGGAGGAGCAAGCUAAGCAGUUGGAAAGGGAUUUGGUUGUUAAAGAAAGGGAAACGCUUGCUGUCCUAAAAGAACUCGAAAGCGCCAAGACUACCAUGGAAGAACUGAAAGUAAAGCUGCAGAAGGCAUCUGAGCUCGGUGCUUCACUCGAUGUUGAUUCGAAGGAAAGAAACAGUGAUCUUGUGGGAAUUAGUGAUGGGUGUGGUUUGAAUGUGUGUCCAUCGUCGGCCCCUGGUCUCAUAUUGUUGGAGUUGAAACGAGCGAAAUUUAAUUUAAGCAAGACUACGCGUGAUCUUGUGGACAUUCGAGCCACGGUUGGAUCAUACAACGCGAAAAUAGAGAAAGAGAGGAUCUUGCUCGAGAAGACCAAGAAAAGGCUAGCUUCGAAUUUCAUCGAGGUCUCGUCUCUUGAGGAAGAGUUGAAUCAAACGAAGCGAAAUCUGGAGCUGGUGCAAGGUUCUCGUGAGCCCCUGGAUGUCACGAGGGAGCUUCAGAGGCUGUGUUCGGAGACACAACAGUUUAAAAAGGUGGGCGAAGCUACAAAAUCAGAGGUUCUAUUAGCUAUGUUCGAGAUUGAACAGACGAAGGCUAGGAUCAAGACUGCAGAGAUCAAGCUGAUUGCAGCUAAAAAGAUGAAAGAAGCCGCUAGGGCCACCGAGUCUGUUGCUCUUGCAGAGAUCAAAGCCCUCUCGAACAGCGAGAACUUGUUUACAACUUCUCAAAGAAAACCCGAGGAUGGAAUAGCCCUUACCUUGGAGGAAUACUCCGCAUUGACCUCCAGAGCUCGAGAUGCAGAUGAGGCUUGUAAGAGAGCCAUUGGCGCAAUGCUUCUAGUUGAUGAAGCCAAUGUUGCUAAAACAGAAAUCUUGAAGAAGGUCAAGGAAGCCACAGAAGAAGUUAAACUAAGCAAGGCGGGUUUAGAAGAAGCGCUGAGCAGAGUCGAGGCUGCCAAUCAAGGUAAACUGGAAGUGGAAGAAGCCAUGCGCAAAUGGAGAUCUGAUCAUUGCCAAAGAAAACAUACUGUCCAGAACUCAACCAAGUUCAAGAAUUCCAAGUCACUUCAGCACAGGAAAGAUCCUUCCCUUCUUGAUGUGAACGGUCUCACUCUCGUUAGUAACGAUGCACCACCAGCUAAGUCGACGAUAUCAAUAGGGCAAAUAUUGAGUAGGAAACUGUUUAUAACCGAAGAAUUUGAGAAUGGAAAACGCGUAGAAAAGGGCAAUGGAAAGCGGAAAGUUUCACUUUCACUUGGCCAAAUGUUUGGUAAGCUAAACAGCAUGCCUGGUUUGAAAGACGAGAAAGAGAAUGCACAUGAAGUUCUUCCCUCUAAGAGAAAGAAGUUUAGCUUCUCCAGAAUCUCACUUCUUGUGACAAAACAAGCCAAGAAGAAGAAGACCUCAAAGUUUAAUGUUUCAAGACAUUAGAGUACUAAAGGCAUUUGUAACUUUGCCAUCUUCUAGUGCGUACAUUGCAUGCAUAUUAAAGACUUAAUUUUGCUCAAUUGACAUUUAGCAAUUCUUAACGUAAAAUCAACUAAUUCUAA